AAUCCUAAUUAAACUUAAAGCCUAAGUUACAGAAAAGCAACAUUUUAGCAGAGAUUGGUCCACUAUGCUUUCUCGGAGGAUAGUGAUUGUUGGACUUUUCUACUGCUGCAUCAAAAUAGAGGUCUCACAGUGUCGGACUAAAGCUCUAUUUCCAGCUGCAAACAGGGUCAAAAGAGGAUUGACAACAGUGAAUCCAACCUUCCACAACUCUUACAAUGAUGUCCAUCUCUUAUUUGAGAUUCUGAUGUCUGGAUUUCAUUUUAAACCCAAUGGAGCAUUUUCAGUUGAAGACGCUGAACUCUCUUCACUCCGAAAGACAAGAAAUCUGGACUUCAUCUGCGAGGAGAUAAUUCCCAAAAAUCUGACAGAUGUCUUAAGACUGAUAGCUGAUCUUUCAAAUUAUAAUGGUCACCUGUAUCAGGAGGACUUUGAGCGCACACUGAUGACUUUGGUGUAUGCUACACAGCAGGUGGUCACUUCUACUUCUGAGCACCAAAGGGAAGUGUGGGCAGAGUCUUUUGUAGGGUUGUACAGAGCCAUUAAGAAGGAUCUUACACUGACAGACUGAGAACGUUGCUGUUGCUGCACAAUGGUUCCACAUUGGAGUUUAAUAAGCACUUCUGGAACAAAAAAGGGAUAAGUCAGAGUCAGUAGUCUUUGUUUGCACAAUGAGGGCAUUUUUUUUCUUAAGAAAAGUCAGAAUAUGUCACCAGAGAUAAAGUGCACAGAGAUAUAUAUAUAUAUACACAAAAGAUACAUUGGAUAUUUGCAUAAUGAAUGUGACAUAAAAAAGACCAUAGAUGUUCUUACAUUCACUUGUGGUUUUAGUUUCUUUGCUAGCACCUGCACAUUAUUUCAUUCUGAAGCCAAGAGGUCAAAAAAGGUCAUUUAAAAAAAAAUCCAAAUUGAAACCAAAGAAAACCGGUUACACUCAAACAGUUUCAAAUGGUAAAUAUAGUACCUAUUGAAAUAAAAUGUCCCAGAAAUAUGAAUAUGAACACUCAUU
Messenger RNA from Cololabis saira (Pacific saury), 1006 nucleotides. RefSeq names its product protein FAM180A-like. The transcript has 3 exons. NCBI's taxonomy places the organism in Eukaryota, Metazoa, Chordata, Actinopteri, Beloniformes, Belonidae. Bases 65 to 568 code for a protein of 167 amino acids. The record is from RefSeq and is a predicted model, not a curated record.